AUGUGCCGCACACGUCCCGCCGUGAGCCCCACACACUCUGACUCUGGCCUGGGCCCCAAACGUGCUGGCGUGUGUCCCACACGUGCUGGCGUGUGCCUGCCAGAGCUUCCGUUGGACUGGCUUGCUGCACCUCUCAUGGAGCCGCUGCCGUCUCCCUCUGCUGCUGCUGCUUUUGAUGAUGGUGCUGCUACUGGUGGUGGUUCUGCUGCUGCCACUGGUGGUGCUGUUGCAGCUCUCGUGAUGCCUCUGCAGGAUCCCUUUGAGGGACUGGAUGGCUUUGUCUGCGCUUCUACCCCCGCUGCUGCUGCUUCUGGUGCUGUUGGUGCCGCUGCCGCUGCUGCCAUUGCUGGGGCCAUUGCAGCAGCAGGGGCGAGGCAAAUCACCGGGAAGAGCGCUACAGAGAAGCAACGUCGAUCCAGAAUCACAGAGCGACUAGAGGCCCUCAAGGCAGCGAUUCCAGCAGAGGUGCUUGUGAGGCAGCAGGGGCGGGCGGGGUUCAGCAAUCGCACGCAGAUAGCCACUCUGCUGGAGGCAGCCGUGGGGUUCAUUGAGGGCAUGCACGAGUACAAGCGCGAGCUGCAGAGGCAGCUGGGGGCCUCGUAA
Messenger RNA from Closterium sp. NIES-65, 603 nucleotides. The record is from the annotation of a GenBank genome assembly. NCBI's taxonomy places the organism in Eukaryota, Viridiplantae, Streptophyta, Zygnematophyceae, Desmidiales, Closteriaceae.